Messenger RNA from Pelobates fuscus (common spadefoot toad), 694 nucleotides. It is a transcript of the gene HMGA1, whose product is annotated as high mobility group AT-hook 1. Gene Ontology annotation, cellular component: nucleus; chromatin. Gene Ontology annotation, biological process: regulation of DNA-templated transcription. Gene Ontology annotation, molecular function: DNA binding; transcription coregulator activity. The coding region runs from base 103 to 396 and encodes 97 amino acids. The record is from RefSeq and is a predicted model, not a curated record. NCBI's taxonomy places the organism in Eukaryota, Metazoa, Chordata, Amphibia, Anura, Pelobatidae. The transcript is spliced from 5 exons.
UUCUCAAGCCUUUAAUUCGGUUUGAUAAUUGAGUAUCGAAUCGUGGGGAAGUGGGACUGCCUGUGUUUUUUCCCCCCCUUUUUACUAGAAGGAAAUUCAGACAUGAGUGACACAAAGGUAAAAUCUUCACCCAAAGGAGUAACGGCAGAUGAGGGCUCAUCAGAGAAGCGUGGUAGAGGGCGCCCACGGAAAAAAACCCAGGAGUCAAGUGGCUCCCCUACAAGUAAACGAGCACGGGGACGUCCUAAAGGCAGCACUAAAAAAGGAACCAACAAGAAACCUUUAAAUACCAAGAAAUCUGAAGGAACAACUGCAGGUAGUGCUAGAGGUCGACCUUCUUCUAAAAAGCAGGAAGAAGAGGAAGGUGGUACAACAGAGUCAUCUGAAGACCAAUGAUGUGUUCCAUAUGUUCUUUGUUCUAAAAAUGCUCAUCAUACUUUCCAGGCAGUAUUAUCUUUGUGUAAUACAAAAUAGCUUAUUGAGAAAGGGAACAUUAUCUGAUUGGUUAGCUCUGUGUUCAUCAAACCUGUUCUCAGAACACUGCUGCAGUCUAAUUUGAUGCUUAAGUUUUCAAUAAACAAUGUUAAAGCCUCUGUAACUCACCUACGAUGAAACCGAGAUAUCCUCAACAUUUUUCCUCUUAGUGGAUUCUGAGAACAGUUUUUUGAAGAAGACUGAUUUUAUAAGCAUAUAU